GAUGGAGCCCCUGACAGUGCUCCCUGCAGAGCCUCCCGUGCUGGAAACCCCCCAGAAGUUCUUCCUGCGGGUGAAGUGGCAACUGCAGCAGCAGCACAAAGCGCCUUCAACCCAAACCCAGCAGAAUAUUCCUCCUUUCACGGGUGUGGAGAAUCCUUCAGUCCAGCCUGCUUGUGCUGAGCAGCCAGGGAAUGAGGCUGCAGAGAAUGUGGACUCUGAUAAGGAUGAUGUGGAUGUUUUCCUGGUGGAAUCUAUAGAAGUGGAUGCUGAUGGAGAAAUGUCUCAAAGUACAGUGGCUACUCCUUUGCAAGUAAACUCCAGCCCUUGGGAAAACGGGGAUCAGGUAGAAGGAAGGUGGGGAAAUGGAGAAGCAAAACGUACAGAGCUUGAUAAAGACAGCAGAGAGCUGCAGCCCAGUCAAAAACCAGCUGCUCCAGCAGUGGAAAAGGCACCAGAGACUAAUCCUGAAAAGCCUUCCCAGUGCCUCUGUGACAUUGUGGUCGCCUCUCCAGUCCACAUUCCAAGGAAUCAGAAGGUGGCAGAAGGCCCCAAGGUCUCAUUGGAUAAACCAGUCGAUCAACCUGCUGGCAAAGCACGGAAAGAGAAAAGCAUCUGCCUGAACAGCUGGAGGAUUAAAGUGCUGGAUGGAAACACGGCAAUCUGUGUGGAAGGGAAAAGGAAGGACAUGAGGCAGCUGCUGUGGCACAGCAGCGCCAUCACAGAGCGCCUCACUCACAACCAGGUGAAAACCUCCACGGGUGCUGUGUACCUGCUGCAGGGCAAGAUAGACUCAGCUGCCAUGAGGAGGGAAGGCUUCCCCUACCGCUUCACCAAGAGAUUCACCUUCGGCUUCUCCACAAGGUGGAAGGAGUACGUGGAGGAGUUCCUGAAGGAAAGGAGGAGGAAAGAACGAAAACCACGAAGUAAUGAUGUGGAAGGAAAUGAGGAGAAUAACUGUGAUUCUGUGAGGGGAACUGAUGUGUUGGAAGCAGCAAGAGGCUCAGCGAGGAAUGCAAAGAAACCUGCACUGAGGAACUCCACCUCUGAGGCAUCACCAGGGAGUGAUGAGAAUACCUUCAUAACACCAAAGGAGAGGACCAGGAAUAACUCGAGCAGGGUCUACACCCGCAGCGGGCGCCUCGUCAAACCCCCCCUGAACUUCUGGUGUGGGCAGAGGGAGUUUGUGGAUCAGAACCUAAAUGUCACCAUAGAAAAUGGGGGGGUGGAUUAUCUCAGCCUGAUGCUUAGUAGUGAAAAAUCCAAAAGAAAGACCAGUUCAGAAUCCAAGCAGAGAAAUCCAAAGGAAGGCAUGAAGACAACAGAGGAAAUGCUAAAAAGCCAAAGUAAAGGGAAAAGCAGGGACGGAGGAGCCACGGCCAGAGGAGAAUCCCGAGCUGCCGGCAGCAGGAAGGACAGGCGCCUCCUUUCGGAUGAGGAAAAUGAUCCUGGAAUCAGGGCCACAGAAAAGAAAUCCCAGCUCCCUGCCAGGGGGAAUUCCUUAAACACCAAGGUGUUGAACAAGCAGAGCAGCAGAGCCCCGGGGCCAGCAGGGAGAGCAGCAGGCUCUGCAGAGCGGGGCUACAGGAGCUCCCUCAGGUCAGCCAAGCAGCACCUCCCAGCAAAGGAGAGGGUUCUCCUCACCCAGGGACCCUCAGACCAGGAUGGGGGGGAGCAGUCCAGUGAGGACCCCCCACUGCUGAUCAAGAGGAAGAAGAAAUCUAUAUUAAAACCAGAGUCUCGGAACUGGAAACCUUGCUCUGGCUCUAAAAGUUCCCGAGAUGGUGCAAACAAGUCCUGUGGCCAAAGGACAGAAAAGCCCUCCCAGAAUGUGCUGGUGAGGCUGAGUGGGCCCGAGUCCAGUGAGGAGUCUGAGCCCCCUCCUGAAGGGAAAACAUCUUCUGAGUCCAGUGCUUCCCUUCUGGCUGCCCACAGAGCCAGCCCUGGCAGGAACCAGCUCGAGUCUGACACCGAGUCUGAAACCGGGCCAGAGGAAUUUCACAGGAAGGACAGGAAUGCCACAGCACCCCGAAUUAAAAUAGGCUGUGGAGACUCCAGCACCGACAGGGCUUCAGCAGCAAAACCCAGAGAGCACGAGAGGCCAAAGGGGCAGAAAUCUCUGGAACUUUUUCCAAGGGCAGGUGAUGGUUGGUCUGAGAAGGAAUUGCAGAAGCUUCACAGGGCCAUCGUGGUGCUCCCCAAGCACAAGAGUGGCUUCUGGCAGGACGUGGCCAUGGCCGUGGGGUCCCGCUCGGCCCAGGAGUGCCAGGAGAAACACCUGGAGGAGCAGCAGGGGAGAGGCUCCAAACAGCAGCAGCCCAAGAAAAGCACAUCAGGAAAAUCUGAGCAGAAAGAUAAGAAGGAGGCAGUGAUCACUGCCAAGGUGGGCACCCUCAAACGGAAGCAGCAGAUGAGGGAAUUCCUGGAGCAGCUGCCCAAGGACAACCACGAAGAUGUCUUCACUGCCACGCCCUUCCAGAGCAGGAGGGUGCAGCUGCCAGCACUGCGAGCGAGCUGGGACGAGGACGCCGAGGAUUUCACACUGUCAGAGUUCCCAAUCUCCCCCUCCUCAGGGCUCCUCCCCUCCGUGAAAACCCCGCAGUGUGAGCACAUCAGCCCGGGAAUGCUGGUCCCCAUCAACAGGAAUGACUGUGACCGGCACGUGUUCCGCAUGCAGAAGAACACGCGGGGCAGCAGAGGCAUCUGGGACAAGAUCAAGAAGAAAUCGGCCACAGCUGCGCUGGGGACUCCGGCUUCCUGCAGAACCAAGAGAGUGAGCCCGACCCGGGUGGUGGGGAAGCUCUUCACAGCUGAGACUCCAGACACAUCCAGUGAGGAUCAGGACGAUUUCUACUUUUCCAUCUGAUGGACUUUGUGGCUGUGUUGUUAAAGACUUUCUGUUCAGAGCACAGAGGUUCUGCUGCCCCUUUGGGAGGGAAUUCUGGAAUGAUAAGUUCAGUUUGGAAAAGCUGCCCUGCCGUGCUUUUAUGUGGUUUAACCUCAUUUCCCCCCCUGCCAGCAAUGCUUGGCUUUUCCAUGUGUACAAAAUGGCACUUCCAUGUCCAGGCUCCUCCUCUCCAUGUCUCCUUUCUCCUGGGAAGGAGCAAUGUACAUAGUUACCAAUGACUGCCAAGUUCUGAUCCAUUUUAAGUUAAAAUAUCUUCUAGGCUGUGUGUGUAAUAAACUCAGGUACAGUCUGGAAGGAACUGAAAUUGCUUUUUAAUUUACUCUAGGGAGAGCUUCAAUUGUUACAUUUCCUUAAUGUAAUAAACAAGGACAAGCUUUUUUUACUCA
This is a messenger RNA of Sturnus vulgaris (Common starling), 3291 nucleotides long. It is a transcript of the gene MIS18BP1, whose product is annotated as MIS18 binding protein 1. NCBI's taxonomy places the organism in Eukaryota, Metazoa, Chordata, Aves, Passeriformes, Sturnidae. The record is from RefSeq and is a predicted model, not a curated record. Gene Ontology annotation, cellular component: chromosome, centromeric region.